Molecule: messenger RNA, 537 nt
Organism: Phaethon lepturus (White-tailed tropicbird)
Lineage: Eukaryota; Metazoa; Chordata; Aves; Phaethontiformes; Phaethontidae
Gene: ATP5MC3
Product: ATP synthase, H+ transporting, mitochondrial Fo complex, subunit C3 (subunit 9)
Exons: 3
Biological process (GO): proton transmembrane transport; proton motive force-driven ATP synthesis
Molecular function (GO): proton transmembrane transporter activity
Source: RefSeq, a predicted model, not a curated record
CUUUUUUCCUCCUCUUUCAGAUCCGUGCUGGAUCAAGAAUCUUGUACAGACCAAUUUCGGCGUCUGUGUUGUCUAGGCCAGAGGUCAAGACUGGAGAGGGCAACUCAACACUUAAUGGGGCCCAAAAUACUGUCUCCCGACUAGCACUUAGAGAAUUCCAAACUAGUGCUAUCAGCAGGGACAUUGACACUGCUGCCAAGUUUAUUGGUGCUGGUGCUGCCACAGUAGGUGUGGCUGGUUCUGGUGCUGGUAUUGGAACAGUCUUCGGUAGUCUAAUCAUUGGUUAUGCCAGAAAUCCUUCUCUGAAGCAGCAGCUGUUCUCAUAUGCUAUCCUGGGAUUUGCCCUGUCUGAAGCUAUGGGUCUCUUCUGUCUGAUGGUUGCUUUCUUGAUCCUAUUUGCCAUGUGAAAGGAGAUCUGCCUGUAAUAUUGGCAUUGGAAUGUAACGGCAUUUUAUGGGACUCCCAAAAUGUUGGUGUCAUGGAAAUUGAUGCUAUUUCCAAAGUCAUUUCAUUAAAGAUAACAACUUUAACUGACAA